Messenger RNA from Orbicella faveolata, 1352 nucleotides. RefSeq lists its product as uncharacterized. The record is from RefSeq and is a predicted model, not a curated record. Lineage: Eukaryota; Metazoa; Cnidaria; Anthozoa; Scleractinia; Merulinidae.
UCUCUUCACGUGUGAAAAAAAUCACCGUUGCUUGGUUACAUAAUAGAUGGCGCCUUUCGCAGCGAAAGUGAAAUUUUUUGGGAUUUCAUUAGUGUUGAUAUAAUAAAUAGAACAUUACAUGUCCACUUGAAGAUACGAAAUUUCUCGCCUCGUGUUGAAGAAUAUUUCACUCGUUCACUGCGCUCACUCGUAAAAUACUUUUCAACACUCGAAGAGAAAUUUCGUAUCUCCGCGUGGCCAUGUAAGCUCAUGUUAUAUUCUCUAUAUUUUUGAUAUCAUAUAGAAAGUCACUGGUGGUGAAGGUGAUAUGUGCAGGAUAUUUUCUCUCCCUAAAGUAAGCUGUUUUGAAAGCCUUGCUCAACAGGGAAAUGAUUAUUCAACCAAUCAAAUUGCAACCAUAGAACGCCAGAAGGCUUGAUUUGUUUGCUCUAUUGCUUGUGAGUGUUCGCGUGAUUAAAAUGAACAUUAGGAACAUUCAGCUCGGACGGUUCUUGCAGCACGUUAUCUCUGUCAAAUUGAAAGCCACAAGUCAUGAAGGUGAUAUUUGCAGGAAUGAAUAAAACUGGUACAAAAUCGAUCACCAAAGCUCUGCGCCAUCUUGGGUUUACGGUGUUUGACUGGGAGGAACAAACUUUCGACUUUCUGGAUCACUGGGUUGAUGUUUUUCAAAAUGGCGCCAGGCCAGAUGUCAAGCGAGUUUAUCAGAAUGCUGAUGCAGUCGUGGAUAUACCGGGAAACAUUUUCUACGAGGAAAUACUGGAAUCAUUUCCUGACUGUAAAGUGGUUUUGAGCGAACGAGAAGAAGACUCGUGGGUCAAAAGCGUCAUGAAUCAUCUUGAAAACGUGGCAGUUACACCAUCCUACAUACGCAGCAUAUUUUCCAUGUUAUCGCCAACGGCUAGAAAGAUCUCACACAUAUCGGAUUCUAACCUUACCGCCGUAUUUGGCUCGCUCAAUACCAAAUCCACGUAUGUUUUCAGAAAGCGCUAUCGUCUCCACAAUCAACGUGUUAAGUCUGUGGUUCCCGCUGACAAGCUGUUGGUGUAUAACGUAAAACAAGGAUGGAAACCAUUGUGUGAAUUCGUGGCCUGUACGACUCCGGCUAUUCCCUUCCCGUAUGAAAAUAUUGAUGCUGAAAUAACUAAGGUGCAAUUGGACAUGACUAGAACGGGUCGGCAGGCAAAAAGAGAAAUACAGCGCAGUGUAUUCAUAAUUUUCUGUGUGCUUGUAAUGGUCGUAGCUAUAAUUAUGGCUAUUUGUGUAAGUUAUUGACGAUAUGAACCGAUUCCAUUGAGACCAAAAUGUAAAAGGUUCUCUGACCAAUCAGAACUUACUCAUCGGUCAAAAUUGUG